AUCUGGGAUAAUAUCUGUAGAAUCUUCCUAAUUAGAGGAAAUAGAUACAUAAUAUUUUAUUUUAUUUUAUUUUUCCCUAGGUUUCCUAGUUUCCCUAUUUCCCUUUUUAGGAGAACUAGAUUAUUACAAAUAGAAGGUUUGAGAAUGUAUUUUUCAUGAUUUGAGAAUAAGAAUAAGUCUCAUUUUCAACUUGGUGUCAGAGCUCCUGAUCUUAGGGGCUAGAUUCCGCUGCAAGAAGCGCACCGCCACCACUGCCCGACCACCGCCGCUGCCACCGUCGUCGGUCGGGGUCGUCGAUAGGGCAGAAAGGUGCGCCCAACACCGGCGAUCACAGAGCCUGAAGUCGCUCCUCGAACGGAGCUGCCACGCGCCGCCACCGUCGCCGGCGCGUGUAGCCCACGUGCCCACCUCCAGCAAGACCCACUUGCCACCACCGCCACAGACAGGGUCGCCGGAGCCCCCAGAGUCCGUUCCUAGGGUCGGUGACGACUAGUUUGGGCUGUAUUUGAGCAGAUCUGACUUUUACGUUUUGCUCCUCUUUUUUCGGUGAAACCCACUCGCCGUCGCCGCCACAGAAGGGUCGCCGGAGCCUCCUGAUUCUGUUCCUUGGGUUGGUGACGACCCGUUUGGCCUUUAUUUGAGUAGAUCUGAGUUUGAAGUUUUUGCCCUUUUUUUCUUGGGUACGGGAUGUCUGAAGAAAAGAGUAUUCCUUUGGGGGCACCCAAUGACUUACCAAAUAUAGGAAGUACCUCGUGGUUGGAUGGUUAGAAUUACUUACAAUGGAGUCAAUUUAUUUUAAGGAUUCUCAAGAGUCGCUCCAAACUUGAUCAUAUACAUGGAGGAGGACUAACACCAAAUGACAAACAUUUUUCAAUGUGGGAUAGAGAAGAUUCUUUAAUUAUGACUUGGAUGUGGCAAUCCAUGACUCCAGAAGUAAGGAAAAAUUAUAUGUUUCAUUCUUCCACAAAAGAAAUAUGGGAUGAUUUACAGAGUACUUUUUCUUUAAAAAAAGAUCUUGCUGCUACCUAUGAUAUCAAGAACAGGAUAUUUAAUACAAAACAGGGCUCCCUUUCUGUAACAGAGUAUUACGGGAUCCUGAAUGGUCUUUGGAUGGAACUCGAUCAGAUCCAAACAAUAAAGAUGUGUAAAACAGAUGCUGCCGCUCUUGCUGAAUUUAUGGAAGGAGAAAAAAUCUUUAAAUUUCUCCAGGGCCUUAAUCAUGAGUACGACCCAAUCCGGGUUCACAUUUUUGGAAGAGAAAAAUUACCAUCCCUGUCAGAAGUUUUUUUUAUGGUAAGAGGAGAAGAAACUCGGAGAUUUGUCAUGCUUCAUGGAGGGAUCUCCAACACAGGCUCUGCCAUGACAACUGGAAAGGGAGUCCACAAGGGAACAAAUGCUGGGGGAAAAACGUUUGAAAGAGGUACUCAUGGGGACUAUUGUACAUACUGUAAAAGAUUGGACAUACCAAGGAAAUAUGCUUCAAACUCCAUGGAAAAAAGAAUGUUCUCGAGCACAUGGGAAACAACAAAGGGCCUACUCAAAAAUGGGUAAAUCAUACUACCUUAGAACGGAAAGCCACAAAUCAAUCUAAUCCGUCCCAGUCUAAUCCACCACCACCACCACCACCACCAGAUCUUGAUAUGCAAACUUAUAAGGAGAAACUCGAGCGCUUGGAAGCAAUGAUUGAAUCAAUGAGUAAGCCCUCUGGAUCAUGUACUCUGUCCAUAAAAGGUAAGAUUUGUCUCAAUACUGUUGGUCAUGUGUCUCACGGUAUUUGGAUCCUUGAUUCGGGUGCAACUGAUCAUAUGACACCUUUUAGUGGGAAUUUCGAUUCAUAUAACAAGAGCAAUAAAGAACAACUUAUUACAGUUGCAAAUGGACAGGGUAUACCUGUAUGUGGCUCUGGGAAUAUAUUCUUGGACUCAUCUAUUAUAUUGAAGGAUGUUUUACAUGUUCCUCAAUUAGCUAAUAGUCUUAUCUCUGUGCAAAAGUGGGUUGUAUUUUUUAGAGUUUGAUGACCAAAGCAACACACAAAUCAUGAGUCAACAAGCUACAUCUGAGACGUGGGCCAAAUCACAAAUAUGGUUACAUCAUCAAAGGCUUGGGCAUCCAUCAUUUAGUCUUAUCAAGUCCCUGUUUCCCCAUUUGUUUACCAAGGAGUCUGUUGAGUCUUUUAAUUGUGAUAUUUGUCAAUUGUCAAAACACCAUCGUGCAUCUUAUCCUAUUAGUAAUAAAAAGAGUAUUUCUCCAUUUGAUUUAAUUCACUCUGAUGUUUGGGCUCCUGUCAUAGGUUCUAUUUCUGGA
Messenger RNA from Vigna radiata var. radiata (mung bean), 2304 nucleotides. RefSeq lists its product as uncharacterized. The transcript is spliced from 2 exons. Bases 1515 to 2015 code for a protein of 166 amino acids. The record is from RefSeq and is a predicted model, not a curated record. Lineage: Eukaryota; Viridiplantae; Streptophyta; Magnoliopsida; Fabales; Fabaceae.